This is a messenger RNA of Tetrahymena thermophila SB210, 1644 nucleotides long. Its product is annotated as cytochrome P450 family monooxygenase. The record is from RefSeq and is a predicted model, not a curated record. Gene Ontology annotation, molecular function: iron ion binding; heme binding; monooxygenase activity. Lineage: Eukaryota; Ciliophora; Oligohymenophorea; Hymenostomatida; Tetrahymenidae. The transcript has 2 exons.
AUGUUAUAAUAAAUUAAUUUCAUUUAAAAUAAAUUAGAAUAAAAACAGAAAUAAAUGAUAUUUGUAGCAAUAUAUACUAUUUUAGGAAUUUUGGCUUUGAUAUUCGCUAUUGCCUUAUAUAAUCUCGUUUUCUAUCCAUAUCUAAGGCUCAAAAUAAUGAAAUAAAAAUAUGGUGAUAAGAUUUAAGUGUUCUUUAACAUUGGAGAUGGAAUACUCAAAAAAUACAAAAACGAUUUGGAAGAUAAAGGUGAUAGCUUAGCAUUUAUUCGUGGUAUGCAUCAAAAGAAUUUAAAAGCUAUAGGUUUCAAUUUAGGAGCUAAAGUAGGAUUAAGCUUUGUAGACCCUGAUUUGAUUAAAUAAGUGCAUUAAAAUCAUGAUUCUUUUCAUAAAAUUGAUGCAGCUAUGGCUAUAACUUUCUUAUUUGGUAACUCAAUUCUGUAUGCAAAAGGUAAGGAUUGGCAGAGAUAAAGAUAAUUCUUAGGAAAAUCAUUCCAUUUUGAAGAGAUAAAAAAUUAUUUACCUCUUAUCAAAGAGGUGUGCCAAAAUACAUUUUAAAAUGUUAAUAAAUAAUUGGCUCUAAAGGAGUAAACAGAAAUUCAAGCUGUAAAAAUAUGCGAACAAAUAACUUCAGAAGUAGUUUUUAGGGUCUUUUUCGGAUCAACUUCUUAGAACUUAGAUAUAAAAAAGGAAGAUGGAACUAGAAUUCCUAUUGCCCAUGAGCUUGUAGAAACAAUAAUGAACUCUUUUUAGCUGUUAUAAAAUGAUAAAAUAGCUCUAAUAAAAUGGCUGUUAUUUAAAAGAAAUAGCACUAAGUUUUUAAGAACUUAAGGAGAAGAAAGUAUACUCAAUCGCCUGAUUACUGUAAAGUAAACAUGCCUUUAAGUUGUGAUCAAAAGAAGAGAUGAGCUCUUUAAAGAUCCAUCUUAAGCUAAGAAGAACUUCUUAGAUUAAUAUUUAAUUGAUAUGAUUUAAAACAAAAACAGUAAAGUGACAUAUGAUGAAAUAGUUGAUAACUUUUCUGGUUUAUUUUUUGCUGGUACAGACACAACUGGCAACAUGACUGGAGUUGCUCUAUAUUAUCUUUCCCUUUAUCCUGAAAUUCAGCAACAAGCUAGAGAAGAAGUGAUUAAAGUUCUCUCUUAAAAAUAAAAGGAAAAGAAAACUGAUUAAUUAUUCAAUUAAUUAACUUUUGAUGAUCUCUCAAAUUUAGACCUAAUAAAUUCUAUUUUGAAAGAAUCUCUAAGACUAGUUCCUCCAGCCAAUGAAGUGUUCCCUAGAAUAGCUGACCAUGAUAUGAAAAUAGGUGACUUCUAAAUUGAGAAGGGAGAUUUAGUUAAUACCCAUUUUAUCUACAACCAGUCAAACCCUGAAUAUUAUCCAAAUCCAGAUAUUUUUGAUCCUUAUAGAUGGAUGAACGCAAAAGAUUAAUAGAACACAUUUCACUUUACUCCAUUCUCUUUAGGUCCCAGAAAUUGCAUAGGUUAACAUCUAGCUAUGAUUGAAGGAAAAUGUAUGCUUGCAAGCAUUCUAUUAUAAUUUGAAAUUUUGCCAAACCAUUCAGCUAAGAUUGUUAAAGAAGUUAAAGUUAUUUAUGGGUUAAAAAAUGAUAACAUCAUUUUUUUCAAAAAACUAAAAGCAAAUUGA